UUCCUGCUCUACGUUGUUUGCUAUUCGACCCAGGAAAGCGGACCAAAGAAUAAUCGAGAAGAGCACGAAAGGUCCAAAAAAAAAAAAAAAAAAAAAAAAAAAAAGAAUCUAGAGACGAGACAUUGGCACACGGACAGAAAAUGGAGUCCGAGACAUUAGACCAGAUGCAGGCGCGGCACCGGCGCGAACUCAAAGACCUGCAAGGCAGAAUCACGAACAAGAAGAAGAACGCGACGAAGAAGACGCGCAAAGGCGUCAACGACGAGUGCGCGGAGAUGGAGCGGCAGCUGAGGGAGAAGCAGGCCGCCGAGGUUGCGGCCCUGAGCGGGGAGGCUGAGGAGAAGGAAAAGGAGGAGGAUGAAGAGGCGACGUCGAAGCUGAGACUGGAUACGAAUGAGGGUACGAAAGGGCAGCAGCAGCAGCAGCCGGGAAAGAAGCGGAACCGACAAAAGGAGCGCAUGGCACGACGCGCGGCGGAGCACGAGGCCGCGAUGCUGAGCGCCGAACAAGAAGCCUCGACGAUGACGGACCACCGGGCGAAGGAGAGCGCGUACAUGAAGAAGGAGUUUUCGGCGCACGGGCUGAGCGAGAAGGAGAUCCAGCCAGACGGGCACUGCCUGUUCUCCGCGCUGGCGGACCAGCUCUCCCAGAACGGCAUCCCCCUCAGCGCCGAGGAGGAGGGCGGGGAAGCUGCUGCUGCUGAAAGGGAGCCUGCGUACAGGACGGUGCGAAGGGCGGCGACGGGGUACAUGGAGGCUCACGCGGAUGACUUCGCGCCGUUUCUGGAGGAGGAUCUGGGGGAUUAUGUGCGCAAGAUGAGGGAUACUGCUGAAUGGGGUGGGCAGCUUGAGUUGAUGGCUGUUGCGAGGCGGUAUGGGGUUGAGAUUCGGGUGAUUCAGGAUGGGAGGACGGAGAGGAUUGGUGGUGAUGAGGAGGGUAAGGGAGAAGGGGACGGAGCGAAGACGUUGUGGUUGGCGUAUUAUCGGCAUGGAUAUGGGCUGGGGGAGCACUACAACUCGUUGAGAAGGGCGACGACGACGACGGCGACUGCAGAGUGA
Trichoderma reesei QM6a is the source of this 1058-nucleotide messenger RNA. RefSeq lists its product as uncharacterized. Gene Ontology annotation, biological process: protein deubiquitination. The transcript is spliced from 2 exons. Lineage: Eukaryota; Fungi; Ascomycota; Sordariomycetes; Hypocreales; Hypocreaceae. Gene Ontology annotation, molecular function: cysteine-type deubiquitinase activity. The coding region runs from base 141 to 1058 and encodes 305 amino acids. The record is from RefSeq and is a predicted model, not a curated record.